This is a messenger RNA of Hippocampus comes (tiger tail seahorse), 3084 nucleotides long. It is a transcript of the gene kcna10a, whose product is annotated as potassium voltage-gated channel, shaker-related subfamily, member 10a. Gene Ontology annotation, cellular component: voltage-gated potassium channel complex; membrane. Lineage: Eukaryota; Metazoa; Chordata; Actinopteri; Syngnathiformes; Syngnathidae. Gene Ontology annotation, molecular function: protein binding; delayed rectifier potassium channel activity. Bases 413 to 2125 code for a protein of 570 amino acids. The record is from RefSeq and is a predicted model, not a curated record. The transcript is spliced from 2 exons. Gene Ontology annotation, biological process: protein homooligomerization; action potential; potassium ion transmembrane transport.
AGUUGUUGUUUUUUUAUGAGGGCGAAGACACGCGGGGAAUUGGCCAAAUAAAAACGUCAGUAUGUUAUCGUUAUAUCACUAUGACAUCUGGCCCUGGUGUGACCUCCACCUGUCCGCGGGGGGUGCAGUUGUGCCGCUGGUGCAACAAUGCAAGCUGUGGAUGUGCGGGCUGGGUCCAGUGUGCACUCAACAUACGUCCGGUUCGGCCCGGAGAGCCAGGAGAGCUGGACCAACGCUAGCAGGGUCGAGGAGUUGUAAAGGUCUCUGUGGAAAUUGAGGUGUGGAAGAGAAAAAAAGAUGACUUGUCUGACUGCCUAUCAGUUGCUAUCUACUGACUGAGCCACUCAUUUAGCUGUGUAGGGUUAUUUUAACCUGGGUCCUCUUGGUCUGUUUUGGCUGAACUGGAGCCACCAUGGACAUGGCCCUGGUAGACUUUGGGAGCUCAGAUGAGCUUGACGUGGGCCUCAAGGAUGAGGACGCUUAUGCGGAUGAGACCACAGCUCUUACUGUGGACAUACCCGACAUGCCAGGUGGCAACUACCGACUACGAGCCCCACAGUUUGCCACCUGCACACCAUGCCGCACCAGUCCCGUUCCCUCGUGCACGUGGGAAUCCUCAUCUUCAAUACCGAUUCCAUUUAUACACACGGUGGAAGUACCUCACACCCCAAUGCUAACUCCAAGUAUGGAGGGCCGAAGUAGUCGUUCCAGUAUGACCUCAAACUGGAAGGUGCUUCUAAGCAGCGAAGGCAUGAAGGAAAGUGAAGCAAUCUUUAGCCAACUUGCUCAGGAGUGUUGCGAGGACCUUUUUGUCGAUAAAAGAGGGCUGGACGAUGGAGACCAAAAAGUCAUUCUUAACAUCGCCGGGCUUCACUUCGAGACUCAGCUCAAAACAUUAGACCAGUUCCCAGAUACACUGCUAGGAGACCCUCAGAAGAGGAUGGGCUACUUUGAUCCAAUGAGGAACGAAUACUUCUUUGAUCGUAACCGGCCCAGCUUUGACGGGAUUUUGUAUUACUACCAGUCUGGGGGCAAGGUCAGACGUCCAGCAAACGUUCCUCUGGAUGUGUUUGCUGAUGAAAUAAUCUUUUACGGGCUUGGAAAUGAAGCCAUGGAGCAGUUUCGAGAUGAAGAAGGAUUCCUUCGGGAUGUUGAGAUACCGCUGCCUAAUAAUGAUGUCUCCAGACAAUUCUGGCUGCUGCUGGAGUACCCAGAGAGCUCCAAUGCGGCUCGAUGUGUUGCACUCGUGUCCGUGCUUGUUAUUGUCAUUUCCAUCAUUAUUUUCUGCAUGGAAACGCUGCCGGAAUUCAGAGAUGAGACUGACAUUGUUGCGCCCACGGCCACGAAGCCUGUCAACCUCUCUGGAGUUUAUAGCACUGUGGCUCCGCCUGGUGUAAUGCCCACAGUUUUCUCUGAUCCCUUCUUCAUGAUUGAAACCGCCUGCAUUGCCUGGUUCUUCUUUGAGCUUUGUAUCAGAUUUUUGGUCUGCCCGAGCAAAAGAGAAUUUUUCCACAAUCUUAUGAACAUCAUCGACAUUAUAUCCAUCAUCCCCUAUUUUGUCACUGUGGUGACCGAACUGGUCACAAAGCCUGAAGAGAGCUCCGGGCAGAAUAUGUCUUUGGCCAUCCUUCGCAUUAUACGUCUGGUCAGGGUGUUUCGUAUAUUUAAACUGUCACGUCACUCCAAGGGGCUGCAAAUCCUGGGACAGACCCUCAAGGCCAGUAUGCGAGAACUGGGCCUACUCAUCUUCUUCCUGUUUAUUGGAGUUAUCCUUUUCUCCAGCGCGAUCUACUUUGCUGAGGUCGAUGAGCCGAACACACAGUUUGUCAGCAUACCGGAUGGCUUCUGGUGGGCGGUGGUGACCAUGACUACUGUAGGCUACGGGGACAUGUGUCCCAUCACCCUCGGGGGCAAAAUGGUCGGGACCUUGUGCGCCAUUGCAGGUGUACUGACCAUUGCGCUACCUGUUCCUGUCAUUGUUUCCAAUUUCAACUACUUCUAUCACAGAGAAAAUGAAGCAGAGGACAAGCUGUCCUUGACAGAUGCUGUUGAGCAAGCGAUAAUGGCGGACAUGGGGGUGAAACAAAGGAGCAGCGAGUCGCUAAAUAAGGCCAAUGGCAUCUGACAGAGGGACAUCACUAAGAAUUUGCAUUUGGUUAGAAAUACCUGAAAUUUGUCAACAUAUUUUCACAUGAAAAGUGUAUAAAAAGUCAUGAAAAAUAGAAAUGAAAUAAUGACUGGACUAAAGGCCUUGCAAGUAGCCCACGUUUCAGAAUGAACUGAAGUCUCUUGCUUAUUCUUUCUGGUAGAUUAUUUAGCAAGUUACGUUACGUAUACAUUGGAGUUUUCCCAUAGCGAACCGAGUUUGUAGAGCUAGCUUUCUUGAGUCCUCAUGUUUGGAAACCAUCUUUGUUUUACUUUAUUUAGUUCUGAUAUUUUAUUGUCUACCUUCACUAGGGCAAGCCUUGUACUGAACUACUAAUGGUGUUUCUAUGCGACUAUAUUGUCUUCGUAGGUGUUACAAACAUGUGCCAUGGGGGCCUAAUGUCUGUAAAGAUUGGCCAAAAAAGAUACAUCACACUUUCAGAUUGAAUCUGGAACCCAUGUUCAUGCCAGAAUCUCCCUUGUCCCAAAAUAACUACAACGUAGCAUUUUUCCUCGCACUAUUGCGCAACAACAAUAUUUCUUGCAAAGCAAUGCAGUGAUUUUCAUCGUUUUUUUAAAAACAGUUUUGUAAAUGAAAUCUUUUUCACAUUUAUGAUAAUGUUAUAUUGAGUGUGAAAUGUUGUUUAAUUGUACUUGUUGAUAAAGGCAUACAUUUCUAGCAAUUGAAAUUACGAUAAAUACAGACUACCGGUAGGUUCAAUACGAUGUACACAAGUAAUAAUUUUAAAAAACAAUAAACUGGGUACUGUAUAAUCAUUUAUAGUUGAAGCAUUGCUUUAGUUUCUGCAUUGAAUAAAUUGGUCUUACCUUCAGCAUUAUUACCGUGUAUACAUUUGCAAUUUCCAUGAUACUAAUCUGUUUCUGUGGUAGAUGGAACCUCAUUCAUCCAUUCAUCCAUCCAUCCACCCAUUUUCUUUC